CUCUCUAUCUCUCCUACCUUUGCCCAAGAACCUGCAGGCGAAAACUAGGUUUUUGUGUUUUCUUCCAUACGUAUAGCAGAUAUGUCUUCUAAAUCAGGAUCUACUCAACUUAAGAGCGGCCGUGGUAAGCCGAAGGCUGCAAAAUCAGUAUCGCGAUCUUCCAAAGCCGGUUUACAGUUCCCCGUCGGCAGGAUCGCCCGUUUUCUCAAGGCCGGAAAGUAUGCCGAACGUGUCGGUGCCGGCGCUCCUGUCUAUCUAUCUGCUGUUCUUGAAUAUCUAGCGGCGGAGGUUUUGGAACUGGCUGGGAAUGCGGCAAGAGAUAACAAGAAGAAUAGGAUUGUGCCAAGACACAUUCAACUGGCUGUUAGGAAUGAUGAGGAAUUGAGCAAGCUAUUGGGUUCAGUUACAAUUGCUAAUGGAGGUGUGAUGCCUAAUAUUCAUCAGACUCUUCUUCCCAAGAAAGCUGGCCAUGGAAAGGGUGAGAUUGGUUCUGCUUCACAGGAAUUCUAGAAGGCUAAAUCUUCUUGACCUAUUAUCAGUGUGCCAAAAACUCUUUUGUAUUUUUUCUUCUUCAUAAUUCUCAACUUUCUUACUCAUGAUGGCAUGUAAGCAAAACACCCCCAUUUUUGUUUCUAUCUCUUUCAUGUCAAUGAGUACAAUAUACUACAAGGGUUUCAUCCUUUAAUUGUUGGAAUCAAUUUUGGGUGUUCUUCAUA
This is a messenger RNA of Impatiens glandulifera, 716 nucleotides long. RefSeq names its product histone H2AX. Lineage: Eukaryota; Viridiplantae; Streptophyta; Magnoliopsida; Ericales; Balsaminaceae. The transcript is spliced from 2 exons. Gene Ontology annotation, molecular function: structural constituent of chromatin; protein heterodimerization activity; DNA binding. The record is from RefSeq and is a predicted model, not a curated record. Gene Ontology annotation, cellular component: nucleosome. The coding region runs from base 82 to 510 and encodes 142 amino acids.